Molecule: messenger RNA, 1020 nt
Organism: Psilocybe cubensis
Lineage: Eukaryota; Fungi; Basidiomycota; Agaricomycetes; Agaricales; Agrocybaceae
Exons: 3
Coding region: 1-1020 (339 amino acids)
Biological process (GO): pantothenate biosynthetic process
Molecular function (GO): pantoate-beta-alanine ligase activity
Source: RefSeq, a predicted model, not a curated record
AUGACAUCGAAAGCGACAGAAUCUCUGCCUGUAUCAUCCAUCCCUAUCUUUACGACGGUAGCGGACUAUCGGGCAUGGAGAAACAAGGCAUUUGCAGAUGGAAAGACGGUCGGAUUCGUGCCCACGAUGGGUGCACUUCAUGAUGGCCAUCUAUCUCUUGUGAGAGAGUCUCUAGCCCACAACGAUCUGACUGUUGUGUCGAUCUUCGUAAACCCUGCACAAUUUGCUCCCCAUGAAGAUCUGGCAACAUAUCCUCGUACUUUACCCAGAGAUCUAGAGCUCUUGGAAGCAGAAAAAGUACCAAGCGCUGCUUCUCCUUCAGAGGUGCAUACACCCUCUGCCGUGUUUGUGCCAACGGUAUCGGAGAUGUAUCCCUCUGGUAUUGUCCAAAAUGUUGCAGAGCAAAAGGGCACCUUCAUCGAAGUUAAAGGAUAUGGUCACCAGAUGGAAGGCGUCAGCAGGCCUACUUUUUUCCGAGGGGUCGCUACAGUGGUCACAAAAUUGUUCAAUGUGGUUCAGCCCACGAAUGCGUACUUUGGACAAAAAGAUAUCCAGCAAGCUUUGCUUCUGAAAAGGCUAGUUCGGGAUCUACUCCUUUCACACCCGGAGCCGUCCAACCUUCAUAUUAUACCCACCACACGCGACUCGACAACUGGAUUGGCACUUUCAUCGAGGAAUGCCUAUCUCUCUACCGAUGGCUACAAAGUGGCUCCCACUCUUCGUCAGGCAUUGCAGGCUGCGGAGGCUGCUUGGAAUGCUGGACAUUCCAAGAAAAAAUGCAUCGAGGCUGCCAUCGCUGUCGUCGAGAGCCGAAAAGCCCAAGCCCAAACCGAAGGACUGGACGUGACCAUGAAAUUGGACUAUCUAGAGAUGAACAAUGCGCACACCUUUGACAUUCUCGACCACCAAUUAUCAAAGAAGGAUGUGGAUCUUGUGAUAUUGAGUGGUGCACUCAACGUCGACAAGACUCGUUUGAUCGAUAAUAUCCUCCUUGGCGAUACUCAGCAAGUUUUGGGCUAA